Messenger RNA from Centropristis striata (black sea bass), 1851 nucleotides. RefSeq lists its product as uncharacterized. Bases 104 to 586 code for a protein of 160 amino acids. Lineage: Eukaryota; Metazoa; Chordata; Actinopteri; Perciformes; Serranidae. The transcript has 2 exons. The record is from RefSeq and is a predicted model, not a curated record.
AAAACAAGUGUGUGGAGCCAAGAAACAGGUCUGACCUCAGUUACUGGAACUAAGCAAGGUGCGGUUUUAAAAGAGACUCUAAAGUGUGGGUGACCGAGACAACAUGAACACCACUGAAGCAGCCUCCAACGUCACCUUUACAUCUGACACAGAAAAUGCCACGCUGUCCAGUCUGACAACCACCAUCCCACAGCCUCCGUCCUACUCCUCAGACUUCCAUGACCCAGAAUUCACCAUCAUGGUUGUGCUGGGCUUAUCACUGCUGCUGGCAGGGUUAGCCGCCUUCCUGGCAGUGUGCCGGCCCUCUGAUCAGGACGGGGACUCUGAGACGAGCUGCAGCCCAGGGGAGAGCUUGACCCGUGGAAGAAGCCGGUCCAGUGAGCCCCAGCUCAAGGUGUGGAAGAGGCUGGGCUCAUACCGCCGUUCAUACAACAUCUCCUUCAGGCGGCCGCCCCCUCGCAGAUCGCGCGAGCGGGAGAGCUCACACGCGUCCAGGUCUCCGAUCCGACAGACGCCCCAACCAGAAGCCAGUGUGGAGCCUCACCUCACUAUGCCUUGUCUAUUUGACUACGUCACUGAAAUCUGACCGGAGGAGCGGCUGAGGGCUGACUGACAGCUUUACAAAACAAGUGAUAAACUGUAUGGUUGGUGCUAUGAACAGUCCAUGAAAAUAAUGUUUACUUUGAAUGCUCGGUGGAUGAGGUUUGCAACAAAACAAGUGCUUAAAAAUUAGGCAAUCAAACAGUCACUGUAACAGGGUUUUACACAUUUUUGUGAUUCAUCAUUUCACCCUCUGUAGCAGGUAACAUCAUUAGGCAUGGCUGCUCUUUUUCAGCACAGCUCUGCACCAUGGGUGGAUUAUGAGACAAUGAGCCCCUGGGCACAGACACAUGGAGAAGGUCUCACCACCUCUCCUACAUAGGAACAAGAUACAGACUGUAUAGCUGUAUAGCCUCUGUUGUUCUUGUUUUGUGUCUCUUUGAAGUCGCUUUUGCAUCUCUGUGAGUUUAUGUCUCUUUGUUGUUGUGUUUACCAGUUGCAUAGUGAAUAUGUGUAGCUGUUUUGUGUCACUUUGUAAUUUUUUGGUCUUUUUGCAGUAAUGUUUUGUGUGGUUGUGCCCCUUUUUGUAGCCAAUUUGCAUCUUUGUAGUCUCUUUAUGGUUGUUUUGCCCCUCUUCAUAGUCAUUGUGAGUCUCUGUGGUUAAUUUUUGUCUCCUUGCAGCUGUUAUGCAUCUCAUCGAAAUUGUUUCAUGUUUCUUUGUGGUCAUUUUGAGUCUCUCCCUGGUUGGUAUGUAUCUUUUUGAGUGAUAUUUUGUAGGUGAAGGCCAGGGGGGGAACCUGAGGCUUUAGCCCCCUGAGUCUGUGCCCGGUUGGCCUGUUCAGGAAUCCAUCAAUGUUCUGUACUAUAUAUAGAUAUAAAAUCUAUCUCAGUGAGAAUUUGAUGCAUCAUCAAAUCUCACAUUCUGCACAGGAAUGAAUUCCUUCUGAUGUGAUUACUUUCAAAGUUCUCCAAGGACUUUAAAAGCGACUAAACACAUAUAAUGAACAGUAAUUGAACACAUACAAACUUACAGCAAGGCACUAGAUCAAACAAUGACAAUGAAGGCCAAACUUAAAAAUAUUCCCCAUAAUAUUCCCUGUGAAUUGUUAUGAUGCAGAAACCCCAUCCAUCUGGAAAUUCAUGUGAAUUAAGACAAAUUUCAUUUUAUACUAUAAUUUCAUGCAGGUCUCAAAACAUGAUACGUUACCACUAAUAUCAAGACAAAUCCAGCUUGAGCCAAAAAGAGACCACUCUGACUGAUUCUGUGUAUUUUUUAUGAUUGUUAAGAAAUAAAGUGCAGUUGAAGUUUUA